Messenger RNA from Ictalurus furcatus (blue catfish), 5543 nucleotides. Its product is annotated as RNA helicase Mov10l1-like. Gene Ontology annotation, molecular function: helicase activity. Lineage: Eukaryota; Metazoa; Chordata; Actinopteri; Siluriformes; Ictaluridae. The transcript is spliced from 21 exons. The record is from RefSeq and is a predicted model, not a curated record. The coding region runs from base 1 to 2847 and encodes 948 amino acids.
AUGGAUGGUUCGGUGACGAUCUUGCCAGAGGCUGACAUCCAGACACUGCUGGGAAAUAAGGGAGGACUGGUGGUCAGUGAGGAAACACAGUUCGGAUCUUUGUUGCUUGGGGAGACUAAGGAGCUGCUCAUCUUUCUUCACAAUACUGGUUCAGAGACCCACAAACUGAAAUGCUGUGAAUUUGCUGGCUGGGACCCUGAGGAGCAGUUUUCAUUUGGACUGACACCACAUUACGCCAACGCUGACUUUUUAUCAAAACCCAAGCUUCAACAAACCAUCCCAGCCAACCCCUACAUUCCCUUCAUCCGAGCCCCAAGCAGGGACCUUGUAGCACGGCAUGGCUUCCAUGUGCUAGUCAAUCCUUCCUCUGUACCUGUGGAGGAAGAUGGGGAAAGACAUGAAAACGGUACUGGGGUAGAUAUUGCUGAAGGGGUUGCAGAUGAUGGAGAGAAGAAUGCUGAGGAGGCACCACGUCUCCGGGCAAUAGAGAAAAAUCUGAAAAUACUACCAGGAGAGAAGGUGUCCAUCACUGUAGGCUGCCAGGCUAAGAACCUGGGCCGUUGUGCUGAGCUGCUGUUGCUGCACUUCUCCUCGUUUACCAUCGGGCGGCGCUUGGAGGUUUCUGUGAGCAGUGUGGAGGAGAAGCUGUUGAAGCCCAGAGCCCCCUACUGUCCAGCAGCCCUGCUACCACCAGCACCACAGAACCCUGCUCAGGUGGUCACUGUCAUGGCUCCCGCACCUCCAGUCAGAUUAGUGAGACGGCAUCUACCCAAUUUCCUGGGGAACUACCCAGUGCCACAGGCCCUGAGAGAUUGUGUGGAGGCCAAAACCGAUGUGCUGGUAGUUCAGCCUGCUCUUGGGGAGCCAUUGUGUCCGUCCUCCAUGUUGCCUCGUUUCUCUGCCCUGCUUUGGCUGGAGGAGCUGCAGGCUGAAGGAGAACUCCGAGAGUUCAGUAUUAGUGGUGCCCUCUUAAGGAAAGGAGCAGGGUACCUACACCUGGAGGUGCCUGGGUUGAGUGAAGGAAGACCCAAUCUUUUCAUAGGAGACAAAGUUGUUCUGAAGAAGCCAUGCGAUGGAGGGUUUGUUGUGGAAUAUAUCAGCUAUGUUACUGAGAUCAAUGAAGAGGAUGUGAGUUUACGGGUAAACGCAGAAUUACUGAAUAGCUAUUUGGGGGAGCCACUGGAUGUGGAGUUUACGUACAACAGACUUACUAUGAAAAGAUGCCACUGUGCUCUGGAGCAGACCAAGCACUUUGGAGAAAAUGUGCUCUUCCCCAGAUAUCUGCAGCUGCAGAGCCCCUUGUGGACAUGUGAUUGGGAGCCGGAACUGACAAUCAAACAGGACGAAAACAAAACAACCCAUGAAAGUGACGAGAGUAGAGAAAAACCCUGUGAGAACAGGGAGAAGCCACCUUCCCUGACUAUGGACAUGGUCUCUGUGGCAACACAGACAAAAACAGAUUUGUGUACAGCGUCUAAGCCCAUCCCAGACCCAGGCAAGUUCUUUAACUGUAAUCUUAACCCUGCUCAGAAGGAGGCAGUCAAACAUAUUCUCCGUGGAGAGUGUCGCCCCACUCCCUACGUGCUCUUCGGCCCCCCAGGCACAGGCAAAACCAUCACACUCGUAGAGGCCAUACUGCAGGUGUAUUACCGUGUGCCAGGGAGUCGUGUUUUGGUAUGCACACCUUCUAACAGCGCUGCAGAUCUGGUCUGUAUCCGCCUGCAUGAGAGCGGCUACCUGCAAGCUGCCAGCCUGGCACGAGUCAACGCCACCUGUAGGAUUGAGGAGUCUCUGCCUGAGGUAUUGCGACAGUACUGUCAUGCUGGAGAGGAUAUACGCCAUGCUUCUUUCCACCGUAUUGUCGUCAGCACCUGCUCCAGCGCUGGCAUGUUUUACCAGAUUGGCUUACGUGUUGGUCAUUUUACUCAUGUGUUUCUGGAUGAGGCUGGUCAAGCUACUGAGCCUGAGUCUCUGAUUCCUCUUGGCCUGAUGUUUGAGAAGACAGGCCAGAUGGUCCUGUCUGGAGACCCAAAACAGCUGGGUCCAAUAGUGAAGUCUAAACUUGCUGAAGCUUUUGGACUAGGAGUGUCUUUGCUCGAGAGACUGAUGGCCACCCCUCUGUAUUCCUGCACAGAGAAGGGCUACAACCCAUUACUGGUGACUAAACUGGUGUAUAACUACCGCUCCCAUGAGGCGUUGCUGGAGCUUCCAUCACAGCUGUUCUACGGUGGCGAGCUGUGCGUACGCUCACAGAGAGCUGUCGUGGACUCUCUCUGUCACUGGAGCCGCCUUCCUACCAAGGGUUUUCCCCUCAUCUUCCACGGAGUCAGGGGCACAGAGAUGAGGGAAGGCACUAACCCAUCCUGGUUUAACCCUGGAGAAGCGGUACAGGCCAUGCUUUACUGUUGCCAGCUGGCAAAAAGACUCUACAACCCCAUACCAGCUACUGACAUUGGCAUCAUCACACCUUACAAAAAACAGGUGGAAAAGAUCCGAGUGCUGUUGCACAGAGCGGGACUUGCUGACAUUAAGGUUGGCUCAGUUGAGGAAUUCCAGGGACAGGAGUUCUUGGUCAUCAUCCUCUCUGCGGUGCGCUCCAAUGAGGCGUUACCAAGCAAUGAUCUGCAGAGUGCACUGGGCUUUGUGUCCAACCCCAAACGCUUCAACGUGGCAAUCACGCGAUCAAAAGCUCUUCUGAUCAUCAUCGGCAACCCACACGUGCUGAUCAAGGACCCAUGUUUUCAUGCACUGCUGCAGUAUGCCUAUGAGAAUGGGGCUUUCCUUGGCUGUGACCCUCCCGUCUCUCUCCGAACUGCUGAUAGGGCUGCUUCUAAAGAAAAGGAAUAGGGGUAUAAAGCAGAAUUCUGAUCUGGAUCGGAGUCAUGUUGUGUAUCAAAAAAAUUAAACAUACAAUAAACUGUCCUGUGUUCACUGUUACCUUUUUUUUUUUUUUUUUUUUUUUUUUUUUUAACACAUUUGUAUUCAUUUUUUUUUAUAUAUAUAAUUUGUGUAAACUUCCAAUUACACAUCACACAUACUGCACACACUGUAUGAUGGUUUAUACAAUCCUUGAAACUCUUGUGUUAUAGGUAGGGAAGGUAAGUUGUGUGUGAACCUUGAUUUGAAGGUAGAUACUUUGAAAGUCCUAGAUGUUCUUUUGUUAAUUCUGACUCCAGUCCUCAUUCACAUUGUUGUUUUUUUUUUUUAAACGAAUGACAUUUCUGAGUUCAUACAUAAAGGUCUCUGUCUCAGUGUCUGGUUUGAGAAACCCCAUCAGAGUCAGAGAGUCUGUAGGUUGCAGACAGUCGUAUGUCUGAACGUCUCGGCGUGGCAGCGUCUCCAUGACCAAGUCUGAAUACGACAAUUGAGUGCCAAUAACAAUUUGUAGAGACAGAGUGGAGAAAGACACCAAGAGACUAGACGUGGGGCUCAGUAGAGUAACCUGCAAGAUAAUUUUGUUGUUUAGUGUAUAUGCCUAAUUUUUCUACAGCGUCCAGGUCUAUAUUUUGAAACAACACUUAGUCCCUUGUUUUACAAUCACGUUUCAACUUUUUGCAUAGAACUUGUUAAGAUUCUUUCAUUUUGUAAAAGUUAAACUGAAGUACAGUGUAUGUAACAUGUACGUGUCAGAGAGGUUGUAAUGUUGAGGUGGAGACUGCUUUUAUCAGAGUAGGUCUGACUGCAUGGCUGCUCUUUGAUCUAAAACUCUGGUGUGAGUAAACUGUUUGAAACCUGUCUGACACUCAAGUGUGUGUCGGUGUUCCGCUUGUGUUUAUGGGUCCACUGUGUUCCCUGUAUCUAUAACUGAGUCUGGUCAGAUUUGCGUUCAUUCAAAUAAUAUAUAAAAAAACCCCCAAAAACUCUAAAGUACAGCUUCAAUCUUGAAUCAGUUACCAGUUAUCUUUAUAGCAUGACUAUGAACAUCUGGAUUGUCACAAUUGAUUGAUGUGAAAGCAGUAACCUUUAAAACCCUCUAUCCCUCUGGUAUAUACUAAGAAAUUAAAAUCUUGCUUGUAGAGCAGUUAUGUGAGGUCAAAAUAUUUACAUUAUUUAUGUGGAUAAGCAGAUAGGGAUAAAUACCAGUAAUAGUUCCUAAUCCUUAUCACCUAUUAAGUUUUGAUAAUUUAUCAGCAGUUCCAUAAUGCCACACUAUCCAUGGUAUAACCUUGAUGGGCAUAAUGUAAUUUGUAUCAAAACAAAAAAUAGAACCAACUUAGUCAAGAAGUUACCACAGCUUUGACAGACUUGCUUGUAUAGGUCCCAUUAGUCUUCUAUAGGCUUGCCACACAUUAACAACACAAACAUAAUGCCUAAAAAGGGGCAGGAGAGCUAUUAGAUAGACAAACAUGCUCCUGGGGGGAUUACAAUAAGAGAAGGGUGGGCCUCUAUUGUUUUCCAAAAUGGGCCUGUGUCUCUAAUUGCCCAGUUAGGUCCCCUUGCUAACUGCCGUCUACACCACCUUGAGCCAGGGCAGUAAAGGGGCCAUCGAGGCUGGGGCCGGGGUGACAGGGCUGGAGCCUCGAGCACUGAGGGACCGGGAGAAAGCACACAGUAGCAUUGCAACUUUCCCCCCUAAUUAACUUCAAAUGGCACCACAAGUUCUAACAAUAAUCACACCGUCUACUCUGCUUGAUUGCUUUCAUUGAGUACUUUAGUUUAGAAACUUGUCUGAAAACUGGGGCCAGGAAUAAAGUUCUCAUAUACAUGGUAACAGUUGCAGCUGGAGGCCUUUGGCCUUUUGGAAGCUUUAUAUAUUGGAGACAGAGCAAUAUACAAGCUGUAGCUGGGGGACAUUUAUGGCAUAAAGCUUUUCUACUACAGAUACCUGUUGUGUAAAUUGGACCUGAAGUUUUCACUGGUGUCUUCAGAGUCUUUGGUCAGCUAACGGUCAAUGAAGGAAACUUUAUAUAAUAUAGUCAUUAGAGGUAAGCCUGAGUUGCUCCAGUGUGGAUGUAUGAACAUUAAAGUUGUACAUUUAAACCCAUUAUGUUGGAGCAACUCUUUGAGAAACAUUCUAAGGGUAGAAUAGGCCUUUAAUACUAAAGCUUAAGACAUACAGAAGAAGAGUUGUUUGCUAAUGUGGGAUAAUCCAUUGCUCUGCAUAAUGAGAGCCAAGUCCGUCAUGUAGAUAGUAAGCUGAUUCGUGUAAGGAUUAAGGACGGCACGGUAGCUAAGUGUUGUCCCAUUUGGCAUUUGAAUAUGAAUGGCUCCCUAUUUUGUUAGAUCAAAGGUGGUGUAGUGGUCAGGUAGACUGCAGACAAGGCAGCUCUAAUGGUGAAGUCUCUUGGGUCAGGGAAGCUCAAAUUAACAUGGGGAGACAGAGGAACUGUCAUCAGUUAGGAGACUGCCUGUCUGUCCACUAGCCCCCUCCCUACAGGACAGCUAUUAUUUUACACCUGAAAUAUUAUUCCUUUAAAUAUAUAUGUUUGUGCAUAGUGUCUUUCAGUUGUUAUUCCUUUAAUGUUUUUUUUCUCCUUUUAUUUUAACAAAGAAAAUGGGCUAUUCCUUUUCUGCUCUGCAGCUACUGGGCAGGCUUGUGCUCU